AUGGCAGAGAACAUGACAGGAAACACGGUAGAGAACAUGACAGAGAACCCAGUAGAAAUCACGACGGAGAACACGGCAGAAAACUCGACGGAGGAUAUGGCAGAGAACCCAGCAGACUUACCAAAGGGAGAGCGCAUUGAACUAGCCAUCGCAGAAUGCCAGAAAGAAAAUGGAAUCAGCGCCAGGAAAGCCGCAAAGAAAUACAACGUAGCUCCAUCGACCGUUACUCGAAGGUUGAAUCAUUCAGUCCAGUCUGCAUCAGUAGCACAUCAAUCUCGUCAGCGGUUAACUCCGCAAGAAGAAAAGCUCAUCAUUCGGAAAGCGCUCCAGCAUUAUGAGUCGGGCCUACCUCUUGGUAUCAGGCACUUGCAUGAAUUUGCAAACGAAAUCCUCUGUAGCAAAGAUACAGAGGCGCCUGAGAUUGGCCACAACUGGCAUCGAAGGAUGCUUGCAAGGAACCCAUCCAUCAAACGAAUUUUAUCACGGCCCCCAGCCCGAGUACGGACAGCUAAGCUCAUGCGGAAAGAUACAUUGGACGAGUUCUUUGCGCUGUACAGUGACCUACGUAAAACCCAUGCGAUCGCGUCCACCGAUGUGUACAACAUGGACGAAAAAGGCCUUCUGACAGGAGCAAAUCAGCAAUCCAGCGUGCUGAUCCCGAUGGAGAAAAGGCAAGCGUACAUGCGGCAGGAAGGAAACAGACAGUGGGCUUCGGUUUUGGAAUGUAUCUCGGCCGACGGUGAAGCUCUACCAGCCUGGAUGGUCUUCAAGGUCGUCAACCAACCAAAUAGCGGGUUCAAGCAUCUCGGGACUGGAGAAUCGAGCAUUGCAAUCAGUGAAAAGGAGUGGACAAGUAAUGUGUUAGCACUACACUGGUUACAAGAACAUUUUCAUCCUUUGACAGAAAAGCGAAGGCACGGCGAGUACAGGAUGCUCAUUGUUGAUGGUCAUGGUUCGCAGUGUACACCCGAGUUUGUCGAUUUUUGUGUUAAAGCCAAGAUCAUUCUUCUCAUUCUACCUCCACAUAAUACUCGACUUGUCCAGCCCCUCGACGCGGGUACACUUCAGCCACUAGUACAAGGCUACAGCAAUUUCCUUGAUGACCACAAAAGAUUCUGCAAGACGUGGUUGAACAAGGAAGAUCUUAUCAAAUACUACCAACUCGCCCGGAAACAAGCAAUCAACAAUGCCAACAUCAUGGCAGGAUGGAAGAGAACAGGUCUCUUUCCCUUUAACCCACAGGAAGUACUUCAUCAGCUACCAAAUCUGUUUUCAGGGCCUUCUCGGAGUCCUGGGGCUUCCUCAGAACCUCCCGAAGAUCCGUUUUAA
Molecule: messenger RNA, 1329 nt
Organism: Endocarpon pusillum Z07020
Lineage: Eukaryota; Fungi; Ascomycota; Eurotiomycetes; Verrucariales; Verrucariaceae
Exons: 1
Coding region: 1-1329 (442 amino acids)
Cellular component (GO): nucleus
Molecular function (GO): DNA binding
Source: RefSeq, a predicted model, not a curated record